AUGGCCCUCUUCCUCACCCUGCUUCUCUUCAUCCUCUCUGGCCUAAUUGGAGUGUCAGCAGACAGUGGGUACCCUCGUUUCUCCGCCAAUGAUACACUUCUACAGCACUUAGUCCUACAUCCAGACCCUGCAGUGGGCACGCUGUAUGUGGGAGCGCGUGAUCGUCUCUUCCAACUGGCCAGCCUGGAAGGGUUGCGUUUGGAGGUUGAGGUACAGACUGGCCCAGUGAGAGAUAGCAAAGAGUGCCUUCCUCCAGUUACUCUGGACAACUGUCCCCAAGCCAAGCAAGUCAGUAACCACAAUAUGCUCCUGUUAGUGGACCCUUACUCUUUACAGCUCAUCACAUGCGGUAGUGCCCAUCAGGGCACCUGCCAGACCCGUAGUCUUGCCUCCAUCAGCCAGGUUCUGUUCUCUGCUGAAAGGCCUGUGGACACACAGUAUGUAGCCGCUAACGAGCCCUCAGUCACCACCGUUGGGCUGGUGGUGCAGCCGAAAGAUGGACUCUCACCUGUUCUGUACGUUGGUCGGGGCUACACCGGUAGUCAGCCACCCAUCUCCACCCGACAGUUAGUUGGUGAAUUCAUCUUCUCUUAUGAGGAGACUGCCAAACUUGCUGUAGCUGGACGCCUGUCUGAAUAUGAUCAUCAUUUCGUGGGAACCUUCGCCAGACAUGGCUUUGUCUAUUUUCUGUUCUACCGGCGUGAUCUGAAAUCCAUCUCACGGGAGUAUCGCACCUAUGUGUCACGAGUUUGUGUAGACGACCAGUCUUACUACUCGUAUGUGGAGGUGCCUUUAGCAUGUCACUCCCGCACCCUUGGAAAAAGAUAUAGCCUUUUGCAGGCAGCACAGGUGGGUGGAGCAGAUGGACAUGACCAGGUCCUGAUGGGGGUGUUCUCUACACCAGUGAGUGCGGCGAACAGUCCCAGUGAGGAGUCUGCACUAUGUAUGUAUGGCCUUGAUGAAGUUGACAGGCACAUGGAUGCUACGCGUGACCUUUGCUACACACAGGAUGGCAUGAGAGAAGGAGUGAAAGUGGCAUACAUUGAGUAUGAAGUGAAAUCCAGCUGUGCCAACCUGCCCGUGAACACACUGAAGGCAUAUCCCUGUGGUUCUGACCAUACUCCUAGCCCAAUGGCAAAUCGGGAUCCAGUGGAAGCUGAGGCAGUAUUGGACAGUCCGUCUGCUCGCCUCACUGCUGUGGCUGUCAGUGUGAGAGAAGGCCACACCAUUGCUUUUCUGGGAGAUUCCAAAGGAAAUCUACAAAAGGUUUACCUGGGCCCAAAUGGUGAGGUAAAUAAAUACUCAACUCUUCCAGUCCAGCCUGGGUCUGCCAUUAACAGUGACCUGCUGUUGGACUCAUCCCAAAGAUACCUGUACAUUAUGACCAGCAAUGCUGUGGAGAAGUGGCCAGUCGCAGAAUGUGAGAAACACACAGACUGUGUUUCCUGUCUGUCUGCGCGAGACCCAUACUGUGGCUGGUGUGUGCUUGAGGGAAAGUGUGGUGUUCGUUCAGACUGUGUUGGAGGAUCAUUACUGAGUCGCUGGUUGUGGAGUUUUGACCAGCAGCAGCAAUGCUUAAGCGUUCAGUCUAUCAGUCAUCACAACCUUAGCCUUGCAGAGCAAAGAAAUAUUGUUCUGGAAGUGCCAGGGUUGCCCAUUUUGUAUGAGGGGGAAGCCUACUCGUGUUUUUUUCAGGAUACUGAGAGCUCAGCCAUCGUCCAGGGCUCAAAGGUCACCUGUUCCACCCCCGAGGCCCAGAAACUUCCGCCAGUACCGCAGGGAAAGGAUUCUGUCUCUGUUGUGUUGUCACUACGUUUUCUAAAUGUCUCUGUCGCCAAACAUGAGUUCACUUUCUACGACUGCUCUCUGGUCCAGCAACUGUCUGCCAGCAUGCCGUGUAGAGGAUGUGUGAGUAGUCGCUGGAGGUGCAACUGGUGUAUUCAUCAGCAUUCCUGUACACACAAGCCCAUGUGUGACAGAGGAGUGAUCAUUUACAACAAGCAUUUCAAGCUUCCCACCUCUGUGUCCCCUGAAGAAAAAGACUUUGAUACAUUUGCACAGACAACAGUGCCAACAACUCCUAUGACUCCACCUCACCCAACUGAGAUUAGACUGACAACCAGAGUAAUCGCCAUGACAACCCCGUCAGUGAACCCUACCUCCGCCCCUGAACCCACUGCUGUUCCCACGACUUUGGUGCCAACCACAGCCCCAGAGAACCACUCCCUCACCACACCGAACCAGACCACAGUACCCCCAUUGGCCUUUACCCUGAUAACAGACACCUAUCACCUCCCAAACAGUACUGAGAAGAGACAGCAGUCGGAUUCACUUUCUACACCCAGCCUAAGUGUAAAUGAAGAGACCGAGCUGCCCCAAGGCGAGACCAGCUUCACAGUGGCAGUAACAGUUGGGGCGGGGCCUGGGAUGGACAUGUCUACUGAAGCUCCACCCACAACCACUGAGAGCAAUAACUUCUCACUGGCCAGACCCGAUUAUGACAGUGCCUCACCUCAGAUUGCUGUUGCGUUUGAUGAUGUUGAUGAUGAUGAUGGUGGGUUUGAGACAGGUGUCCCUGUGUCCUCAGCCACUGCUCCAUCUGGCGAUGGCGAGUCAGGUCAUGACUUGACCCAGUUCCCACAUGACCCAGACAUGGACUAUCAGUCCGACUCUGCAGCUUUUUACCUUCCGGGAGACGAGGGUGCCUUUGUGAGUGGGGGACCCUUCGCCUGUCCAUGUGUGGAAAGUGUACAAGGCUCUGCCCUCCUGCCUGUUAAUGUGGAGAGAAAAAUCACUCUAGUGGGACGCAACCUCCACCUGUACCAGGAUGAAGAGCUGGAGUACGAGUGUGUGCUUGCAGUAGAGGGCAGGGCAGUGGUGGUGGACGCGUUUGUGGAGACAGACGAAUCUCAGCCCGCACUCUUCUUCAUCACAUGCCAACUUCACCAGUAUUCCUAUUCAGCCGCUGUGGAGGAAUACAGGGCAUUAGUAUCAGUUAGAAGAAGAGAGUCUUCCCCAGUGGACACCACACCAGACCUGCACGUGCGACUGUAUAACUGUUCAGUGGGCCGCUCAGACUGCAGUCGCUGUCACACAGCCAGUCCGCAGUACGGCUGUGUGUGGUGUGAGGGAACUCACUCCAGCUGUGUUUACAAGAACUCCUGCACAGACCUCAUCCAAAAAACCUGCCCAGCUCCCCACAUCCGCCUGAUUGAGCCGCUGUCUGGUCCAGUGGAGGGAGGCACCGUGAUCACUGUGUCUGGUUCGAACCUUGGCCAGAGGGCAGAGGAUAUUCAACACUCUGUCACUGUAGCUGGGGUACCUUGCACAGUCCUCCCCAGCAGAUAUGAGGUCUCUUCUAGCAUUGUGUGUGAGACCACAGCCAGUGGAGGUGAACGGAGUGGCCAGGUGUCUGUGAAGGUCACGGGGGGAGGACUUGGACUGUCUGGGCAGCAAUUUAGUUUCCAAGACCCAGUGCUCACAGGGCUGUUUCCUCAGAAGGGGCCAAUGGCAGGAGGCACGACCCUAACCAUUCUGGGUCGGAACCUAAGGACGGGUCAGCUCAGUGAGAUCAGCAUUCUCAUAGGAGGAGUACCAUGCCUCAUUUCCUCUCAGUCACAGGAUGGGCAAAUCAGAUGUAUAACGGGUGCUAGCAAUAGGACAGGGGAACACGGAGUGACUGUGCGUUUUGGUAGAGCUGAGCGCCAUCUACAGAUCCCCCUUUAUCAUUACACCCCAGAUCCCAACAUCACUCAUGCUGCCCCUUCAAAAAGUUUCCACAGCGGUGGACGUGUGAUCCGAGUGUCAGGUGAACAUCUUGAUGUUGUGCAGGAGCCACAAAUCCGUGUGACUCUGAUUCCACAAGAGCCUCGUAUGGACAAGCGGAGGAGGAGGAGGAGGAAGAGUGACAGAUCAGAAGAGAGAGAUCAGCCUCUUAUCAGGCACCGGAGGAUAGUUCCGGAAGCAGAUUGCCCUCUAAACAGCCUGUGUGUUGUGAAACAGUUUGAGGAGCCUUGUACGGUAAACAGUUCCUCGCUGAUCCUGUGUCCAACACCGGCCGUGGGCCAAGAGGCUCAACAUGCUACAGUCAGAGUGGACUUCCUUCUAGACAAUCUCCUUUUCAACUUUGAGACAGUGAGUGGAAGCAGCUUCAGCUAUGAACCAAACCCUGUCCUCCAUCCACUCAACCAGCAGGACCCCAGCAAGCCCUACCGCCACAAACCUGGAAGCAUCAUCUCUGUAGAGGGGGAGAACUUAGACCUGGCUAUCUUUAAGGAGGAAGUGGUGGCUCUGAUUGGACAAGGUGUGUGUGUUGUGAAGACUCUAACUCAUAAUCACCUGUAUUGUGAACCGCCAGCUCAACAACCUUUAGCGACAGUGGCCAAUCAGCGUGAAGGUCCUGAGACACUCCCAGAAUUCACAGUAUGGAUGGGUCGUCUAAACUUCUCUUUGGGCCGAGUGCAGUAUGACUCCCAGAGCCAGUCCACUUUCCCUCUGGAGGCCCAGGUCGGCGUCGGUGUUGGUGCAUCCAUUGUUGCCCUAUUGGUUCUGGUUAUUGUGCUCAUAUACAGGAGGAAGAGCAAACAGGCUUUGAGAGAUUAUAAGAAAGUACAGAUCCAACUGGAAAACCUGGAGACUAGUGUGAGAGAUCGCUGCAAGAAAGAGUUUACAGAUCUUAUGACCGAGAUGAUGGAUAUGUCCAGUGAUCUAGUGGGUUCUGGUAUUCCAUUCCUCGAUUACUGCACAUACGCCGAGAGGAUUUUCUUCCCUGGCCACCGGGAGUCGCCCCUGAGGCGUGAACUGGAUGUGCAAGCGUGUCGCCGGGCAACCGUGGAACAGGGCCUAGUUCAGCUCUCCAACCUACUCAACAGUAAACUCUUCCUCACAAAGUUUAUUCAUACCCUCGAAGGCCAGCGUACCUUUUCACCACGUGACCGUGCCUACGUGGCCUCCCUCCUCACAGUGGCAUUGCACAGCAAAUUGGAAUAUUUCACUGAUAUCCUAAAGACCCUGCUCAGCCAUUUAGUGGAGCAGUACACCACCAAGAACCCCAAACUCAUGCUGAGGAGAACGGAGUCAGUGGUGGAGAAACUGUUGACCAACUGGAUGUCCAUCUGCCUCUACUCAUUCCUCAGGGAUUCGGCGGGCGAGCCCCUGUACAUGCUCUUCAAAGCUAUAAAACACCAGGUUGAUAAAGGUCCUGUGGAUGCAGUCACAGGAAAGGCCAAAUACACACUCAAUGACAACAGACUACUCCGGGAGGAUGUGGAGUAUCGAACGUUGACACUUAAUGUGCUAGUGAAUGGAGUGGGCUGCAAUGUUUCUCAGACAGUGCCUACCAAGGUUCUGGACUGUGACACCAUCACACAGGUGAAGGAGAAGAUUCUGGAGCAGACGUGGAAGGGCACAUCCUUCUCCCAGCGUCCCCAUGCAGACUCUCUCCAUCUGGAGUGGAGGGCAGGAAUGGCUGGUCAUCUGAUUCUGUCCGAUGAGGAUUUAACAUCAGUUGUGCAGGGAUCGUGGAAACGUGUCAACACUCUGCAGCAUUAUAAGGUGCCUGAUGGUGCAACGGUGACACUGGUGCCAUGCCAGUCCAAACAACCUCAUCAUAACAGCCAUGACUACAUAGCCAGAGAGAAGACACCAAUGCUGGAGGAUGGUGAAGAGGGUGGGGUCAGACUUUGGCACCUGGUGAAAGCCAGUGAUGAGACAGAUCUGCCCAAACACAGACGAGGCAGUGUGAGAGAGAGAGAACGCGAGAGAGCCAAGGCUAUACCAGAGAUUUACCUCACACGCUUGCUGUCUAUGAAGGGGACCUUGCAGAAGUUUGUUGAUGACCUCUUCCAGGUGAUUCUUAGCACUACUCGGCCAGUCCCCUUGGCCGUGAAAUAUUUUUUCGAUCUUCUAGAUGAGCAAGCUCUGCUUCACAACAUCACUGACCCUGAUACCAUCCACAUAUGGAAAACCAACAGUCUGCCCCUGAGGUUCUGGAUCAACAUCUUGAAGAACCCACAGUUCGUCUUUGACGUACAAGCCUCUGACAAUGUGGACGCCGUGCUCUCUGUCAUUGCCCAGACCUUCAUGGAUUCUUGUACCAUUGCGGACCACAAACUUGGCAGGGAUUCACCUAUUAACAAGCUGCUGUAUGCUCGAGACAUCCCACGCUACAAACAGAUGGUGGAGAGGUAUUAUGCAGACAUACGACAGACAGUAUCUGCCAGUGACCAAGAAAUGAACUCUGCACUUGCAGAGUUAUCCAGAAACUACUCCAGUGAGAUGAAUAGCCUUGUGGCCUUGCAUGAGUUAUACAAGUAUAUCAACAAGUAUUAUGACCAGAUUAUCACUGCUCUAGAGGAGGAUCCUACAGCUCAGAAGAUGCAGCUGGGUUACAGACUCCAGCAGAUAGCUGCAGCGGUGGAGAAUAAAGUCACAGAUCUUUGA
Messenger RNA from Chanos chanos (milkfish), 6441 nucleotides. It is a transcript of the gene plxnb1a, whose product is annotated as plexin b1a. The coding region runs from base 1 to 6441 and encodes 2146 amino acids. Gene Ontology annotation, biological process: regulation of cell migration; semaphorin-plexin signaling pathway; negative regulation of cell adhesion. Gene Ontology annotation, cellular component: semaphorin receptor complex; plasma membrane. Gene Ontology annotation, molecular function: semaphorin receptor activity; protein binding. The transcript is spliced from 36 exons. NCBI's taxonomy places the organism in Eukaryota, Metazoa, Chordata, Actinopteri, Gonorynchiformes, Chanidae. The record is from RefSeq and is a predicted model, not a curated record.